AUGCCAAACUCAUCGCAACUUAUGAAACCUGAGCAACAACAGAACUUUCUGCAAAUCCUAGACAAUGCUAUGAAACAGUUGAGUCAAAAACAUCCUGAGGCUGAUUUGAAGAAUUAUCAUAUGCUCAAGAAUGCAAUAUCGACGGGUCAAAUUCUGCAAAAGAAUCUACAUACAGUAGAGAAGGUGAUAAACCAGUUGAAAACUGAACCUUCAUAUUUGCUAAAGAGACAAAUAAUGCACCCACAGCAGCAGAAUCAAGGGGUAAAUGGUGGAAUGGCGUCUGAGGAGACGCGGCAAAAGUUGUUGGCACAAAAACGUUCCAUACAAGGCCAGAGUGUUCGACCUCCGAAUUCGUCCAGUUUAAAUACCCUCCUCUCACAGCCUGUGGACCAUCCAGGGGCACCAGCUGCUACACCUUUUAAUGCUCCUAAUGUAGCUGCUAGGCAAUCGCAGUUGUUAUCCCAACAACAGCAGAUAAGUCUUGCAACAGCAGAAUUAUUGAACGAAAAUCCUGUGGAUGAUUUCAACUCUGCUAUGGAUAAAAUUUCUGAGGAUCUUGCUGUUUUGAGACGAAAGGCAGGACCAGUUAGAGCUGCGCAAAUUGAUAAUGAAAUUUGUGAGUUGGCCAGAGAAACAUUGGAGAAAUCUGGCCAUUUGCUGCCCAGAGAUGUACUCCCUGUGCCCAAGUCUGAUGCAGGUCCGUAUUUUAAUACGGGCAAUAUGAUAAUUGGUGGAGCUGAACGAUUAGCUGAAUUAAAUGAGAUCGCGGCUGCAAAGAAACCAAAAUACGAAGAGUGGCCAAUUCCUACUUCUGAGGAGGAUAAAUUGGUACGCAGUGGAAAGCGAAUAUCAGAUGUUGACCUCACUUUUGAUGACUUAAAUUCUCGAUUAAAUGGCGAGUUGGAGGAAAUAAAGAAAGACAUCGAAGAAGUUACAGUCUCUAUUGUUCAUCCAGACACCACAGGCGAGUCCAAGGAUCAACUCGCUCUUGGAGACUAUCCAGAUAUAGAGGAAAUGAAUAAGCACGAUAAGAUCCAUGAUGCUGCUGAAUGGAAUGAUAGUUUACAUUUGCGCUUAAGUUUCACCUCUAAGAAUUUGCCUUGUGGGGUCCCUCCAUUAUACGUGUGUAUUCCGCCAGCCUAUCUAAUCACCAAAAAUGUUGUCUGGAUGUACCGCCGGUCCGAUUUUGAUAAACCACAACCCCUUAGUGACUCCAUUUAUAAUGAACGCGAGAUAUCCUGUUUCCGAAGAUCCUCCUUCAUUCUAAUUCAACAAUUUCUCGAUACCUACCGUAUACUUCGACGUAAAGCCAGGGAGCCCAUAUCGUUGUAUAAUUUGUCUGAGAUCUGGGCUAAAGGCGUCUUGAAGUCGAUUUUAACAUUCAGAGAAUUUCCUGCUUAG
Messenger RNA from Rodentolepis nana, 1401 nucleotides. NCBI's taxonomy places the organism in Eukaryota, Metazoa, Platyhelminthes, Cestoda, Cyclophyllidea, Hymenolepididae. The record is from the annotation of a GenBank genome assembly.